This is a messenger RNA of Nerophis ophidion (straightnose pipefish), 3639 nucleotides long. Its product is annotated as zinc finger protein 37 homolog. Gene Ontology annotation, molecular function: RNA polymerase II cis-regulatory region sequence-specific DNA binding; DNA-binding transcription factor activity, RNA polymerase II-specific. Lineage: Eukaryota; Metazoa; Chordata; Actinopteri; Syngnathiformes; Syngnathidae. Gene Ontology annotation, cellular component: nucleus. The transcript is spliced from 3 exons. The record is from RefSeq and is a predicted model, not a curated record. Bases 361 to 1773 code for a protein of 470 amino acids. Gene Ontology annotation, biological process: central nervous system development; regulation of transcription by RNA polymerase II.
AGCUCAAAACAUCACAACUAUGACUCUUUGGCCCCGCCCCUACGGACGCAUGCUUGGAAGACAUGCGCUUUGCGGCAAAGUCCUCCUUUUCUCCACACACGCUUCUAAGCCUCGGCACAUCUCCUCACAUCGCUACUAACUACACUUUAUUCAUCCUCCGUGUCAGGAUAAACUCCACUCGUCUCAGCCACAUUUGGAGAUUAUUAGGCCCGCUUAGCUUGAUAGUUGUUUGAGCGCGCCAAUUAGCUUAGCAUGCUAGUUAGCUUAGCAUGUUAGCCGCUAACAAAGAGACGCGGAUUUGAUCAACACAUCGCUUAGUUAAGAUCAAGUGUGAGUGUAAAGUGUUGUGAUUGUGUGAAAAUGUGCGAAAGAACGAUAGAAAAGUAUGAGGAGGAACUUUGUUGUGUGAAAAUGUGUGAAAGAACGAUAGCAGAGUACAAAGAGGAACUUUCUCGAACAAAAGAAGAGAACGAGAGACUACGUCAACUAUUGGAGGCUGUUUUCAAGAAACCUCAAGUUGUGUUACACAGAACAGAUGUCUGUAUAAAAUAUCGCCCACCUGAGCAGCAGGAGGGGUCCUCCAGUAUGGAGCAGAAGAAGUCACAGUACCUCCACGUGAAAGAAGAGGAGCCAAAGCCCCCCUACUUUAAAGUGGAGGAAAAACAGCGGCUGUCCCCCCACUUCAUAAAGGAAGAGAAGAGACACCUCGUCAGUGUGAAGAGUGAAGAUGAUGAGGUCAAAGACGUCUGUGAAGAACAUCUUCACCCUGAGCAACAGAAGUGGAGCUUCAGGAUGCGGACGGAGGAGCCACAGCCCUCCCACAUUAAGAAGGAAAAGGAAUACCCACUGAUCCCCCAUUUUAAAGAGGAAGAGGAGGACCAACUAACACCCCAUUUUAAAGAGGAAGAGGAGGACCAACUAACACCCCAUUUUAAAGAGGAAGAGGAGGACCCACUGAUACCUCUUUUAAAAGAGAAAUCGGUGAAGAGUGAAGAUGAUGAGGUGAAAGGUGAAAGUGAGGAGAGGGGAGGGGGGGAGCCUCCAAGCAGCAGCUCAACACAACACAUGACAACAGAAGCUGAUGGAGACCACUGUGGAGGAUCACAAGCAGACAAGCUCUUAGCUCCACUAUCAGAUAGUGAGGACACAACGUCACACUCUCCUGACACUGAUGAUGAAGACUCUAAAGAUGAUAAGACAUGUCACACUGACAACACUCACUUCACAUCUUCUCUCUGUCACAAAACUUUUAAAGACCAUUGUCGUCUAAAAACACACAUGAGAACACACACCGGAGAAAAACCUUUUAUCUGUUCACUCUGUGGUAAAUGUUUUGCACAAAGUUCAAGUUUGGUAAAACACAUGAAAACACACACUGGUGAAAAACCUUUCUCUUGUUCAAUCUGUGGUAAAGGUUUUAGAGAAAGUCAACAUUUGAAAAGACACAUGAAAACACACACUGGUGAAAAACCUUUUUCCUGUUCAACCUGUGGUAAAAAUUAUACUCAAAGCCAUAAUUUGAAAACACACAUGAGAAUACACACUGGAGAAAAACCUUUUUCAUGUUCAAUCUGUGGUAAAAAUUUUACUCGAAGGCAAAAUUUUAAAACACACAUGACAAUACACACUGGAGAAAAACCUUUUUCAUGUUCAAUUUGUGUCAAAAAUUUUACUCAAAGGCAAUCUUUGAAAAUACAUAUGAGAUUACACAAUGGAGAAAAAAAUGUUUCCUGCUCAGACUGUGGUAAAAGUAUUGUAAUAAAUCAAAGUUAAAAAUUACAUAUGAGAACACACACUGGAGAAAAACCUCUUUCAUGUUCAAUCUGCGGUAAAGAUUUUACUCAAAGGCAAAAUUUCAAAACACACAUGACAAUACACACUGGAGAAAAACUUUUUCCUGCUCAUAACGUGGUAAAAAUUUUACUCGAAGGCAAAAUUUUAAAACACACAUGACAAUACACACUGGAGAAAAACCUUUUUCAUGUUCAAUUUGUGUUUAAAAUUUUACUUAAAGGCAAUGUUUUUAAAGUACAUGUGAGAUUACACAAUGGAGAAAAAAAAAUUCUGCUCAGAAUGUGGUAAAAGUAUUGUAAUAAAUCAAAGUUUAAAAGUACAUAUGAGAACACACACUGGAGUAAAACCUUUUUCAUGUUCAAUCUGUGGUAAAAAAUUUACUCGAAGGCAAAAUUUUAAAACACACAUGACAAUACACACUGGAGAAAAAACCUUUUUCAUGUUCAAUUUGUGUUAAAAAUUUUACUCAAAGGCAAUUUUUGAAAGUACAUAUGAGAUUACCACUGGAGAAAAUAAAAUUUCCUGCUCAGAAUGUGGUAAAAGUUUUGUAAUAAAUCAAAGUUUAAAAGUACAUAUGAGAACACACACUGGUGUAAAACCUUUUUCAUGUUCAAUCUGCGGUAAAGAUUUUACCCAAAAGAAGCAUUUCAAAGCACACAUGAGAAUACACACUGGAGAAAAACCUUUUUCAUGUUCAAUCUUUGGUAAAAAAUCUAUUCGAAGGCAACAUUUAAAAACACACAUGAGAAUACACACUGGAGAAAAACCUUGUUCCUUCUCAUAAUGUGGUAAAAGUUUUGUCAUAAGACAAAGUUUAAAAGUAAAAAUGAGAACACACUCUGGUGAAAAACCUUUCAUAUGUUCAGUAUGUUGUAAAAGUUAUAUAGAAAGACGACAAUUAAAAUUACACAUGAUAUAGCACUCUGGUGAAAAACCAUACUCCUGUUCAAGCUGCGAUAAAAGCUUUGGUCACCUAAACACUCUUACAGUGCAUAUGAGAACAAACCCAGGUGAGAAAGUGUUGAGUUGCAGUGUGUGUGGUGAAAGAUUGUCUUCUAAGUAGCAGUGUAAGAAACACAAGUGUGCUGGUGAGAACAGCAGCAGCAAAUGAAACUGCAGGAUUUGAAAUAAACUGUCCAGACUUUCAUUUUGACUUUCUAACAACAUCAGCACAUAUAACAUGUGUGACAUCAUUGUUUGUCUAACAAUCUGUUUAAUAUGCUUCUACAUUUAUAGAUUAGACACUUCAGAUUAGUGUGUUUAUUACAGUCAAGUACAUGAGUUAAUAUACACAUUUGUGUACUUUGAAAUGAACACAACAGUUUGACUGAAAGGGUGCGAAUAAACAGUACAUAAAAUAUGUUACAUACAAUUAACAUUUUAAGUGUAGAUAUUCAUAAUUCACUAUUAUACUUUUUCAUAAUAGUGUUUUAUAUAUGUUUUUUUAAAUAAUGAAGUGUUACAUAUUUUAUUUUCUAAUUGUAGAUGAUUCCAUAGAUGAACUCCUUUAUAUGAUGUACAUAUUUGUUUUACAUGUGUUCACACCUUUGCUUUUGAGUACACAUAAAUCCCUCUUAGUUCAUAUUUACUGGUUCACAUCUGAAACAUCUUCUGGACCACUUCUGGAAGCAUAUUAUUAUUUACUUUAUACAUCAUUUCAGCAGUUGUCUUUUAUACAAGAUCAUUUACUUUUAAAAUGUGUGACUUUGUGAAUCAUUUGUUGGGUCUCUAUAAUCCAUUCUAUUAAUUAUCUUUAUUACUUUCUUGUGUAAUAUGAAUAUUGUUUUGUGAUUGUUUUAUAUGUAUGUCCCCAGACUUUUAUGCAAUAAACAAUGUAUGCUUCAA